AUGUCGACCUCGACUUCUCCCCCGCAGCAGCUCAAAGAUGAGGUUAAGGUCGCCGAGACCAAGCCCGUCAACCAGACCAUUGUCCAGCUGCGUUCCCUAGCAGCUGGUGCAGCUGGUGGUCUCUGUGCUGUGGUCGUGGGACACCCCUUCGACCUGGUGAAGGUCCGUCUGCAGACCGCCGAGAAGGGCAUCUACUCAGGUGCGAUGGAUGUGGUCAGGAGAACUGUUGCCCGCGAGGGAUUGGCGCGUGGAUUGUACGCGGGUGUUACUGCCCCGCUUGUCGGAGUGACUCCCAUGUUCGCUGUCAGCUUUUGGGGCUAUGACGUGGGUAAGACCCUCGUGAACAAGUUCUCCACGGUCCCCGUGAAGCACGACACCCCGCAGUACUCGAUUGCCCAGAUUUCUGCUGCGGGUUUCUUCUCCGCCAUCCCCAUGACCCUGAUCACGGCGCCCUUUGAGCGCGUCAAGGUCCUGCUUCAGAUCCAGGGCCAAAAGACCCUCGCCCCCGGCGAGAAGCCCAAGUAUUCUGGCGGUUUGGACGUUGUGCGUCAACUUUACAAAGAGGGUGGUGUGCGCAGCGUGUUCCGGGGUAGCGCCAUGACUCUGGCGCGUGACGGUCCCGGUUCUGCUGCGUACUUCGCCGCCUAUGAGUACAUCAAGCGGUCGCUGACCCCUAAGGAUGCCGACGGCAAUGUGACUGGUGAACUGUCCCUGUCCGCCGUGUUGGCGGCCGGUGGUGCGGCCGGUAUCGCCAUGUGGAUUCCGGUCUUCCCCGUCGACACCGUCAAGUCCCGCCUGCAGAGCGCCCCGGGCAAGCCCACCAUCGGUGGUGUGAUCCGCUCGGUGUAUGCCAGCGGUGGUUACAAGGCCUUCUUCCCCGGAUUUGGACCCGCCCUCGCUCGUGCAGUGCCUGCGAAUGCGGCGACCUUCCUCGGCGUGGAACUGGCACACAAGGGCAUGAAGAAGCUCUUUGACUAA
Messenger RNA from Penicillium brevicompactum, 978 nucleotides. RefSeq names its product carnitine:acyl carnitine antiporter. The coding region runs from base 1 to 978 and encodes 325 amino acids. The record is from RefSeq and is a predicted model, not a curated record. NCBI's taxonomy places the organism in Eukaryota, Fungi, Ascomycota, Eurotiomycetes, Eurotiales, Aspergillaceae. Gene Ontology annotation, biological process: mitochondrial transport; carnitine transmembrane transport. Gene Ontology annotation, cellular component: mitochondrial envelope. The transcript is spliced from 4 exons. Gene Ontology annotation, molecular function: O-acyl-L-carnitine transmembrane transporter activity.